GUUAACAUAUAUAUAUUUGUAAAACUAUUUCUUUGCGGGGCUUUUUCUUCCCCUCCAAGGCACCAUCGAUCUUCUUCCCAGCCAGCCAGAAAUCCUGAUUAUUGAGGAUCGAUCACAGUCCCAUUGUCUUGCAUCUCUAUCUCUAUCUCAGGAGGAAUGGGAGAUAGUCAGUACUCCUUCUCUCUUACUACUUUCAGUCCUUCUGGAAAGCUUGUUCAGAUUGAACAUGCCCUCACAGCUGUUGGCUCUGGUCAAACUUCAUUGGGGAUAAAAGCUUCUAACGGGGUUGUAAUCGCAACAGAGAAAAAGCUCCCUUCCAUUUUAGUCGAUGAGACUUCUGUGCAAAAGAUUCAGAUUUUGACUCCUAAUAUUGGAGUUGUGUAUAGUGGGAUGGGGCCCGAUUCUCGUGUUCUGGUCAGAAAGAGUAGAAAGCAGGCAGAGCAGUACAAUCUACUAUACAAAGAAGCGAUCCCUGUUACACAACUUGUAAGGGAAACAGCUGCUGUUAUGCAAGAGUUUACUCAGUCAGGUGGCGUAAGGCCUUUUGGUGUUUCACUUCUUGUUGCUGGUUAUGAUGACAAAGGUCCCCAACUAUACCAGGUGGAUCCCUCAGGUUCGUAUUUCUCUUGGAAAGCUUCGGCCAUGGGAAAGAAUGUGUCUAAUGCAAAGAUGUUUCUCGAAAAGAGAUACACGGAUGAUAUGGAGCUUGAGGAUGCGAUACACACAGCUAUUUUAACAUUGAAAGGGGGGUUUGAAGGACAAAUUUCUGGGAAAAACAUUGAGAUUGGCGUUAUCGAGGCUGACAGAACAUUCAGGCAGAGUCCUGACUGCGGCUCAGAUUGAAGACUAUCUUCAAGAGGUCGAGUAGCCAUUUCUUUUCUUAUCGCGGCGUUUUUUAUUUCCUUAUAUCAAAAGAUUUCAGGAUGUUUGUUGAAAUCUCAUGAGCCAGUGUGUACUUGUUGACAAUCAAUCUUCCAAGAACCAAUGUGUUGAAUGAAUCUAUUGUGUGCUUGAAUUAAUUCAUUUUUACAAUGUUGGUCAUA
Messenger RNA from Helianthus annuus (common sunflower), 1043 nucleotides. RefSeq names its product proteasome subunit alpha type-2-A. The record is from RefSeq and is a predicted model, not a curated record. Bases 157 to 843 code for a protein of 228 amino acids. The transcript has 12 exons. Gene Ontology annotation, cellular component: proteasome core complex; proteasome core complex, alpha-subunit complex. NCBI's taxonomy places the organism in Eukaryota, Viridiplantae, Streptophyta, Magnoliopsida, Asterales, Asteraceae. Gene Ontology annotation, biological process: ubiquitin-dependent protein catabolic process.